Mugil cephalus (flathead mullet) is the source of this 1722-nucleotide messenger RNA. It is a transcript of the gene ass1, whose product is annotated as argininosuccinate synthase 1. The transcript is spliced from 15 exons. Bases 191 to 1429 code for a protein of 412 amino acids. The record is from RefSeq and is a predicted model, not a curated record. Gene Ontology annotation, molecular function: argininosuccinate synthase activity; ATP binding. NCBI's taxonomy places the organism in Eukaryota, Metazoa, Chordata, Actinopteri, Mugiliformes, Mugilidae. Gene Ontology annotation, cellular component: cytoplasm. Gene Ontology annotation, biological process: urea cycle; L-arginine biosynthetic process.
CAACCACUGACUGAAUGACGCAACGUGAUGGGAUGUGUAGUUCAGCCAGUGAACCCAACACGCUUCUGCUUCUGCUCCCGCACUCCUCACCGACCUAGAGCCACGGCACCGCUCACCGAUCACUCCUCCCGUCGGUUCAAAGAGAAACCUACCGUUUUUUCUUGUCCAUCUGUUGAGACUGAUCAGCAUCAUGUCUAAUGGUACAGUGGUUUUGGCCUACAGCGGCGGACUGGACACGUCCUGCAUUCUGGUGUGGCUCAAGGAGCAGGGCUAUGACGUCAUCGCAUACUUGGCCAACAUUGGACAAGACGAAGACUUUGAAGCUGCCCGUAAGAAGGCGGAAAGCCUCGGUGCAAAGAAGGUUUACAUUGAAGACCUGCGUUCUGAGUUUGUGGAGAACUUCAUCUGGCCUGCGGUACAGGCCAACGCUGUCUAUGAAGACCGGUACUUGUUGGGCACGUCAAUAGCACGUCCUUGCAUCGGCCGUCGUCAGGUUGAGAUCGCACUCAAGGAGGGGGCGCAGUUCGUCUCCCAUGGUGCCACUGGAAAGGGAAAUGACCAGAUACGAUUUGAGCUGACAUGCUACGCCCUCUACCCUGAGGUCAAGAUUAUUGCACCGUGGAGGAUCCCUGCGUUCUACAAUCGCUUCCGGGGAAGAACUGACCUGAUGGAAUAUGCGCAGAAACAUAACAUCCCAGUGCCUGUCACUCCUCAUGCCCCGUGGAGCAUGGACGCCAAUCUCAUGCACAUCAGCUAUGAGUCCGGCAUCCUAGAGAAUCCAAAGAGCCACGCUCCCGCCGACCUUUACCUGAUGACCAAGAACCCCGAAGAUUCUCCCAGCGUCCCGGAUGUGCUGGAGAUAGAGUUCAGAAAUGGAGUUCCUGUCAAGGUGACACAUUUGAAGGAAGGCAAAUCAAAAGACACCCCUCUGGAUAUCUUCUCGUACCUCAACGAGAUUGGAGGAAAGCACGGAGUGGGUCGGAUUGACAUCGUCGAGAACCGCUUCAUUGGCAUGAAGUCCCGAGGGAUAUAUGAAACCCCAGGAGGCACAAUCCUGUUGAAUGCCCAUUUAGACAUCGAGACCUUCACCAUGGACAAAGAGGUGCGCAGGAUCAAACAGGGACUCGGUAUCAAGUUCUCUGAGCUGGUCUACAACGGUUUCUGGUACAGCCCCGAGUGCGAUUUUGUGCGCCACUGCAUAGCCAAGUCCCAGGAGAACGUCGAAGGCAAAGUACAGCUGUCUGUCUUCAAGGGUCAGGUCUACAUCCUGGGCCGAGAGUCACCCAAGUCCCUGUACAACGAGGAGCUUGUCAGCAUGGACGUGCAGGGCGACUACAACCCGUGUGAUGCCUCCGGAUUCAUCAGGAUUAACGCAGUCAGGUUAAGGGAGCACCACCGUGUGCAGGGUUUCUCCAGCACCAAGAAGUGAUUGAUGCAGUGAACCAUCUUCCUCUCUUAUCUCCCUGCUUCGCUGUGUCUUCAACGGGAAUAGAUUUAAACUUUGUGCCUCCAUUGUAGCUUUGCCUUAUUGUCUAUUCUAGUUAACUGUAUUUGAAUCAGGGUGUCGAAGCGUUUCACAUUUAAUAUCGAGACAAGGAAACUCAAUCAAGUUUACAUAGAAUCUUAAAAUAUAAUGUGUUUUGUAGUAGUAAUCUCAUUCUCAGAAUCAGCUGGUAAAAAUUAGUAAUUGUUUGUAAUAGAAAUAAAAAGGAGUGAAUUGUG